AUGUCGGUCGUUCUCGAGGGUGACGGGCUUCCUGCGCCCGUGUUGCAGGACACCACUAAUGCCAUGUACGUUACCGAGGUGUUCGCUGACAAAGAUGUGGUCGGAAACACGCUCGGAAAGGAGGAAAUGGUUGAGGAAGUAGAGCCUAGCGAAGGCGACUUCAAGAAGAUGGCGGAGAAGGUCGCAAAUGGUGUUACGUUCCUCGUGGAGGAGGCCGAGGAACUCGUCUUUGACCAUGAUGAGGGCACUGCUAAGGAGAAUGGCUUUGCUCAUGUAGCGCAUGACGAUAGCAAUGUCUCGGGCGCGAACGGGGAAGUGGAGGAAGCUGCUGCCGUCGAGAAGUCUCAAAUGGACGUGGCAGACGCGUCUGUUGCCGAAGAAAUAGCUGAAGAUGCUGUUGCACCCUCACCCACCAUUGACGGCGAACCUAAUCAGGGAACAAAUGAGGUUGCCGCGUUGGUCGUUGCAGAAGAGCCUGCACCAGCAAGCUCAGGACCCGCGGAGAUAGAAGUUUUAAUCACUGAGGGGCUAUCCGCUCCCUCGGAAGUGGUUGCUGCUGAUGAGGAAGUCUUUCCCACGUCCGAAGAGGCGGCCAGUGAGCCAGAGGCGGUCGUCAUCGAGAUCGUGGAAGACGCUCCCGCCCCUGAGGAAGCGCCCGAGCAGACCAGCGCUCCAGCUCCGACCGAGGAAGUGGAGCUCGCUGUCCUGGAGCCAGCCGUCGAGGAGGUCCGUUCCGAGGAGGCUAUCGUGUUGUUCGAAGAUUCAACGUCUCCUGCUGAGCCCACUGCGGUUGUUGAGGAAGCAGCUGUCGAGGAGAGCCAUCCCGCUCCGGUUGUGAACGAAUCCGCUGCCGCAGAGGCUCCUUCGGCGGAGCCCGUGGUAGUGGCAGGUGCAGUCGAGGAGGUUCCAGUCGCUGAGGGCAAUACGAUUAUCGAGGAAGCAGUGGUCGAGGAGCAUUUCGCCUUCGAACCCACUACAGAAGAGACUGUCGAUGAGGCUCCUGGCCCGGAGUCCAUCGCAGUGGUUGAUGAAGCUGCUGUUGAAGAGGCUUCUAUCGCAGAGCCCGUUACAAUUGUUGAGGAAGCGGCAGUAGGCGAAGUUCCUGCUGCAGAACCCCUUGCAGUGGUUGAAGAAGUAGCCGUGGGAGAUACUGAUGCCUCAGAAGCCGUCACGAUCGUGGAAGAAGUCGUAGGAGCAGCGGCCACAGCAAUCGCAGCUGUUUUCAGGGAGGAAAAAGCGAGCGUCGACGUGCCCGAAGUCACUAUCGAGGACGCUGCUUCUACGGAGGAGGAACCUGCGGUGGAGAGCAUCACGAUCGAGCCUCCCACUCCUCUCGUUGUAGCGGAAGAACUGCGACCGGAGGAAGCACCCCAAGUUAUCCCCGUUCAAGAGGUGGCCGUAGAGGAACUGGCCCAGGAAGUUGCGCAGGAACAGGCCGAGGAAUAUGUCGAUGAAGUCGCGGAGCAGUCGGUGGAAGUCACUGAAGUCUCUGUCGAGGUACCUGCUGACGCAGCAGAGGAGGUUGACGAAGAAGACGCAGCUGCUGACGGCGAGGACGUGCCUACCGAUGCCUCUGUGGAGGACACCGAGGUUGUCGAGGAGGUGUCCACGGAAGUACCUGCGGACCUUGACGUCGAGAUCGUUGAGGAGGCGUCUGCCGACCCUCCCGAGGCCGUAGAGGAUGUCUCUGUCGAAGCGUCCUCCAAGGCAGUAGAGGAGGAUCCUACGGAAGCGUCUGCAGAGGUCAUCGAAGAAGCUUCUGCUGCUGCCUCUGCUGCAGUAGUCGAAGAAGCCCAGGAGGUGCCCGCUGAACCUGCUGAGGAAGCGAUGGAAGUGACUACUGAACAUUCGACUGAAGGGCCCGUUGAGGUGAUUUCUGAGGUAGUGGCAGCGGUUGCUGCAGCAUCAGCUGAGAUCGCUGCGGAAUUCUCCUCUCAACCCUCCACCCAGAGCAACGAAGUGCCUACGGUGCUCGCUGCAGUUGAGCCCGAAGACUCACCUGCUCCUGUGCAGGAAGCUGUCGCUGAGGUUGCUGGGGAAUUGGAUACUCAAGAUACUCCUGUUGAAACUGGGGGUGUUGAGGCAAGUGUUGCCGAGCCUGUCAUCGAGCAGAAGGCUGUCGAGGAGAUGGUCGAGGCGGUGGCUGCAAUUCCUGUGGACGAGCAUUGGGCAGAGUCAAGGGCGGAAGUUCCUCCCGAAAGCCAAGUUUUGGAAGCGGCUGAGCAGAUCCAAGCGAAUGCUGCAAUGCCAGCGGAAGAGCUUCCCGUGGCUGAAGAGGUCAUGGUAGAGACUACCACUGAACCUGCUGCACACGCAGAAGCUGUGUCUGAAGUCGUCGCAGCUGCUGAAGCAGCAACGAGGGCGUCUGCUGCAGUGGAAGAAGCCAUAGAGACACCUGCCGUGGUCGAGGACGCCGAGGCUCCUGUUCCGGUCGAGGAGACAGAAGCUCCUGUUGUCGCUAUCCAGGUCGAGCAACCCGAGAUUGCUGAAGCCGUCGCGGAAGAACCUGCUGAGCCCGAAAUUGAAGCCUCGUCUGAGGCGUUGGAAACUACGAAAAACGCAGAGAACGAGCGUUCAACGUCGCCUUGGACCCCUUCGUACAGUGUAAUGGUUCAAGGUCUUGGUGUAGCUGGACCCGAGGGUACCGAGGAGAUUGCUGAGCUCGAGCAAACUCCCAUUGCGGAGGCCGUAGUUAAGGCUCAUGAAACGGAGGCAGCGGUCGAGGUACCCAUCAUCCAGAGUGACGGUCAAGAAGAGCACAUAGCCAUUGAGGCCAUUAUAGGUGCCACGGCGGCGGCCGUGGCUGUCCUUGUUUCUGAGCCUGAUGAAAUGUCACCUCCGGAGGCAUCUGCGCAGGUUGUUGAGGUUCCCAAGUCCCCGUCGUGGGUGCGCUCGUACUCCGUGAGCUCGCAAGGGAACAGCCCUCUUCCUUCUCCGAAGGUGCAAGCUCUUCAAGAGUCCAAGCUGGAAGCAGUGGAAAAUAUGCCUGCUCUUGAACACAGCACUGAGGUGGAAGUUGUCGCCGAAGAGGCCGCUCCUGCCAACAAAGUACCAGCUGCGGUGGAAGUUGAAGAAGCUGUUGCCGAAGAAACUGCAGCAGAGGCGUCGAUCGUCCCCAAAGGCGAGGAGCUCAUGCCCUCCAGUGAUGUUCCGAUCACGGUCAUUAUCGAGGAGGCUGCACCUAUGCCUCCAGUGGAAGAGACGAAACUAGAACCGUCGGCUACUGCCAUCGAGGUACCUAAGUCUCCUUCAUGGAUUCCCUCAUACUCUGUCAGCUCUCACGGAAACAGCCCUCUUCUUGCCUCAAAUGUGGAGCUAGAGGAAGAAUUUACAGUUGAAGUGGUGGCUGAGGUCCCUGUUUCCGAACCAACUGCUGAACCAGUUGUCGUAGUUGAGGGUGAAGAGUCUGUACCUGUGGAAGCUGUCCUCGAGACCGCUGCCGAAGCUAGAGAAGAAGUCGUGCCUUUUGUUGAAGUCGCUGAAGUGAACGUCGACGACGAAGCGUCAAGUCUAUCUGCCGAGGCUCCUGAAAUUCCGAAGUCUCCUACAUGGGUACCGUCGUACUCUGUCAGCUCGCAGGGCAGCAGUAUACUGGUGGAAGCUUCUGAAGUGGAGAGUGUACCUACAGUCGAGGCCAGGGACGAAAUCUCUGCUGUAGUCCAAGAGUUUGUUGAAGGCAUCGAGCCUUCGAUUUUGGUCAAAGUUGACGACACUGCGUCCAUAGCUUCGACAUCGCUCAUUGAGGAAGCACAGGGCUAUCCUCGGACACCGACGAUUACCGUGGCUGAGGUUGACGCAUCCGAGCCCGCGGUUGUUCUGGUGGUCUCGUCAGAAGCCCCUGAAGCAGUCGAUUCGGAGGAGCCCAAGUCGAUUUGGGUCCCCUCAUAUUCUGUCAGUUCCCAGGGUUCAAGCCCUGCACACGCACCCCAGGCCACUGUCGACAGAGAUGUGGAGAACCUAGAACCCUUGCAAACGGCCGAGGAGGUAACUAAAUCUCCUUGGGUUCCUUCGUAUUCUGUCAGUUCGCAGGGCACUAGCCCGGUGCCCGCCCCUCAAGCGACUGAAGACGCAGAGGUUGACGAACUGGAGCCACUGCAAGCUGCUGAGGAGCCACCGAAGUCUCCCUGGAUUCCUUCGUAUUCCGUCAGCUCUCAGGGGGCGACCCCCGACGUGAAGAACCUCGAGCCCUUACUCGCCCCUGUGGUCGACAGUAUUGCCUCUGCGUCUGCUGAAAUAACAAGUUCUACUGAAGAGGCGGUAGUUGCUGUGGUUGAGGCACAAAUAGCCGUCGAAGAAGAACCAGUCGUUGCCGAGGAAUCAGUCGGUGUCGGGGAACCAGCUGUUGUCGAGGAACAAGUGGUCGUGGAAGAACCAGCAGUCGUUGAAGAACAAGUGGACAUUGGAGAUCGCCUCACGUUAGAGACGUCCGCUGUGAUCGCAGCUGAGCUCGAAAGGCCCAAUUCUCCGUGGACGCCGUCGUACUCUGUGAACCAACAAGGUGCCAGUCCUCUUCGGAAGGAUAAGGAGUUGAACGAAGUGGAGCAAACCCCUGUUCCUGCCGCAGAGCCUGCAGAAGACGUGCAAAUCGAAAGUAAACCGCCGUCGAUCCACUUGGAUAAGUCGGCGGAGCUCGGAAUGAUAGAGGCUGAGGCCGCUGUGCUCGUGGAAGAGCGACCUGAACGGCCAUGGACUCCCUCCUACUCAGUCACUACCCAAGGCCCGGAUGUCGCGAACGGAAAGGCGCAUACAGAGAAAGAAGAGAAUUUCAACCAGGCGAUCCAAAGCAAUGUUUCUAACGGUCACACCGAACUACAGGCCUUCCCCACUGUAGAAAAUGGUGAACCCAAGAAGAUGUCGACAAAGCCAAGCCUCGCUCGUCUUGUCCCGGUGAACGAGGACGAACAGAUCGAGAUUGAAGCUAGCGCGACCUCAGUAGCUGAACCCGUCUCGCCUACCCAUGCUCGUCAGCGACUCGAGUCAACCACAUCCUCUCGCUUCUUCCCGGGAGGCUGGUUCUCGAGUACACCCAAGUCGCAUGACAAGGGCCGGGCAUCGCAUGAAACUGCCGCCGGCGAGUUUUCCAAGAGUCCAACUAGUGCAACAUCAACGCCGGCGCUCGAAGUCCCGACGAACACUCCCACGGAAGGCAUCGACGAAAAGAAGAAGGGAUGGUGCACCAUCAUGUGA
This is a messenger RNA of Sparassis crispa, 5187 nucleotides long. RefSeq lists its product as hypothetical. The coding region runs from base 1 to 5187 and encodes 1728 amino acids. The transcript is spliced from 11 exons. NCBI's taxonomy places the organism in Eukaryota, Fungi, Basidiomycota, Agaricomycetes, Polyporales, Sparassidaceae. The record is from RefSeq and is a predicted model, not a curated record.